Molecule: messenger RNA, 1825 nt
Organism: Benincasa hispida (wax gourd)
Lineage: Eukaryota; Viridiplantae; Streptophyta; Magnoliopsida; Cucurbitales; Cucurbitaceae
Gene: BPC6
Product: basic pentacysteine 6
Biological process (GO): response to ethylene
Cellular component (GO): nucleus
Molecular function (GO): sequence-specific DNA binding; DNA-binding transcription factor activity
Source: RefSeq, a predicted model, not a curated record
AAAAGAAAAAUAGAGAGAGAUUCCUUUGUCCCUGUGUUGUGCUUACAACUGUUGUUUCCACAGAUUUUCAAUCUUUUUCUCCUCCUUCUUCUCUUUUUCUUUUUUCCUUUCCCCAGUUUUCUUCUUCAUCUCUCCUUCUCUUUCCUUCUCACUGAUGAUCUGAUGGAGGACGAGAUGAGGAAGAUGGGUCAGCCAUUUGAGCUGACUGGAAGUAAAAAAUUCUAACGAUGAUUUCUUAAGUGAAUCCUUGUUUGGUCUUCUGAUGCCAGUGGAGCCUUUUUAUUACUGUGUUUGUGUUGGUUAUUAGUUUUGGAGUCACAAAUGGAUGACAGUGGACACCGUGAGAAUGGAAGGCACAAACCAGAUCAGUAUAAGCCAGCUCAGGGUCAGUGGAUGAUGCAGCAUCAGCCAUCCAUGAAGCAGAUAAUGGCAAUUAUGGCUGAAAGAGAUGCAGCCAUCCAAGAGAGAAAUCUGGCCCUUUCCGAGAAAAAGGCUGCACUAGCGGAGCGAGACAUGGCUUAUCUACAGCGAGAUGCUGCAAUUGCAGAGAGGAACAACGCUCUUUUGGAAAGGGACAAUGCCAUUGCUACUCUUCAGUAUCGUGAAAACUCCCUAACAAAUAACAACAAUGUUUCAUGUCCACCAGGAUGCCAAAUUGCUAGGGGAGUGAAGCAUAUACAUCAUCCACAGCAGCAACACACGCAUCAUGUGCCCCACAUGAAUGAGAGUAAUUACAAUUCCAGAGAAAUGCUUGCUUCAAAUGAUCCUUGCCCGGUCUCUCCCGUUGCUUCUGAAUCAACAAAGGCACGGCGAAACAAGCGUGCAAAGGAGGGAAAGACAGUUACAACACCAGACAAGAAGGUUCCAAGAGGUCCAAGGAAGGUCAAAAGAGAGACUGAAGACUUGAAUAAGAUAAUGUUAGGAAAGUCACAAGAAUGGAAGGAUGGAAUUGGUAUCAUGGGUGGAGGUGAUGAUCUUAAUAAACAGUUGGUAUCAAAAUCAGAUUGGAAGGGACAGGAUUUAGGAUUGAACCAGGUUGCCUUUGAUGAAUCAACGAUGCCAGCUCCUAUAUGCUCCUGCACAGGAGUUAUAAGACAAUGCUACAAAUGGGGAAAUGGUGGAUGGCAGUCUGCAUGUUGUACUACCACCAUCUCAAUGUAUCCAUUACCCCCUGUUCCCAACAAACGACACGCACGGCUGGGUGGUCGGAAAAUGAGUGGGAGCGCUUUCAACAAGCUGCUUAGCCGCCUCGCAGCUGAAGGCCACGAUCUGUCCGCUCCAGUUGAUCUUAAAAAUCACUGGGCAAAGCAUGGAACAAAUCGUUACAUCACCAUCAAGUAGUCACUAGCUUAUUAAGGAAGUAGCGCACAGAGAGUAGAAAAAAUGGAGGGAAUCCCCAAACUAGCUAAGGCAUACUGCCUCGGAAUUUCCUUCCACUUUCAGCAAAAGAAUAAAGGAUAGCAUAACAUCCAUAAAGAGGAGUUAGAAGCUAUCUCCAGCCUCUCACUUUCACUACGUUUGUUCGAAAGCAAGGGCAGAGUCAAGUUCUCCAACGCCAAGGCAAUUCUUUACUUUCCUCUUUUUUUGAAGUGCCCUUCUCUGUAAAGCCUUGGGGAUAUCGUACUUGCUUCAAAUAACUGUAAAGGUAUGUGUUUAUUUUUAUGUUCAAGGUUGUACUUAAAAUAUCAGAAUAUGACCGUCAUCAUUUUGUAUCAUCUUUCAAGAUGCAUAUCUUGUUUAUGCAUCUUCAAUGAAACUCAAUCCCAUUAGGUACGGUAUGCCUUGUUUAUGCAUCUUCAAUGAAACUCAAUCCCAUUAAUCAGCA